This is a messenger RNA of Aspergillus fumigatus Af293, 309 nucleotides long. RefSeq lists its product as uncharacterized. Lineage: Eukaryota; Fungi; Ascomycota; Eurotiomycetes; Eurotiales; Aspergillaceae. The record is from RefSeq and is a predicted model, not a curated record.
AUGUUGGAUCUGCCUCCAAAGCGUUCUCGGGACGUUCUUAAGGCCCCAGCGGCGGAUACUUCUGAGGCCAAGACGAUCUCCUUUGCAUGCAAGACGGAUCAAAAAGGCAAGACGGCGCCUGUUGACUGUACUGUCCUGUUCGAGGGCAUACAGAAUAACAAUCUAGAGAUUCCGAAGGUCCAGUCGGCGAUAUACGCUAGCAUGCCUCGGUUGCAGAGAGUGGAUUUUGAGGGGCUUACGGACCUAAGGAAGUUGGGUUCUAAUGUCUUCAAGGCUGGUGAUGAUAAGUUGAGUCAGGAUGUUAUGUAG